AUGGCGAUGGCAAUGCCUGAAAGAAUGAUUCCAACAAUAGAUACUUUAGUAAAAUAUGACAAUCCAAUUUUGGUUAAAACUCGACCAGAGAAAAGAGAACCAUCAACAAGUAAAAUGGGCAGUGCAUUAUGUAAAGUACAAAUGACUUCAGCUGCUGAAACUCGAAAGGAAACUAUAGAGGUAUUAAAUGGAAUUCUUCCUCCGAAAGAGUGGGAAGAAGAUGGUCAAAUUUGGAAACAGCAGAUAUCCAGUACACCAGCAACACGCUUGGAUGUAAUCAACCUGCAAGAACAAUUAGAUAUGAAAUUACAACAACGACAAGCCAGAGAAACUGGUAUUUGUCCUAUAAGACGAGAACUUUAUACUCAAUGUUUUGAUGAAAUUAUUAGGCAAGUGACAAUCAAUUGUGCUGAACGCGGGCAGCUUUUACUUCGUAUCAGAGACGAGAUUCAAAUGACGAUGGCUGCUUAUCAAACUCUUUACCAAAGCAGCAUUGCUUUUGGAAUGAGAAAAGCUUUACAAGCUGAACAAGGUAAAGAAGACUUGAUAGUCUCAGCUGAAAAUCUUCGAGUUGAAAAAGCCGAACUUGAAAAAACUGUUGUAGAGUUGCGACAACGAUUUGAUCAAGCUGAACGAAGAUCCGCUGAACUGCGUGAAGCUGAAGAGAAAAAGCAUAUGGAGGAAAUUCAAUUUCUGAAGAAAACAAACCAACAGUUGAAGACACAACUUGAAGGAAUAAUCGCCCCAAAAAAAUAA
Molecule: messenger RNA, 756 nt
Organism: Phymastichus coffea
Lineage: Eukaryota; Metazoa; Arthropoda; Insecta; Hymenoptera; Eulophidae
Gene: Dnali1
Product: 33 kDa inner dynein arm light chain, axonemal
Exons: 6
Coding region: 1-756 (251 amino acids)
Cellular component (GO): axoneme; filopodium
Molecular function (GO): dynein heavy chain binding
Source: RefSeq, a predicted model, not a curated record